CACAUUCACCCGUCCACAUUGUUGGCUGUGCUUAACAUUUCCCCGAACAAGGUGUCAACUCUCAAGUCAGGAGUCUCCUUGAUAGCCCAAGUCUCAAGAAAACCCCCACCCUCUUCCGUUGGUGAUUCGAACCCAUGUACCGGCCUCUACACCUCUAAUCAGACCGCUCGCGGAACACUCUCGUUGCCUAACGCUGCGAUUUCGCAUUAGAGACUGCCUCUAAUGCCGAUCGUCCUCACAUGUAAUCCACUAUGAGCAGCAGCAUCCCUGUACAACCUUCAUCUUCCGCUGAUCGAGCUGCCAUAACAAAUCAACCUGAUGAACUCGACGAUUUUGGGCUUCCAAAAAGGCCCGCACCCAACCGCCGACCACCUCCUCCCGAUUCGAGCGACAGCGAGGACGAUGACGCUCUUUUCCAUGAUGCCGAGGCGACAGCCGGAAGCGUAGAUACUGCAGGUGCACCACAGCCCAAGCAGAAUGCCCUGGACAUUAAUACUUCGGCGGGAAAGGAACCGACUCUGGACAAGGACUCGACCCCGAAAUCAGACAAUGGUCAAAUCCAGUCGGAUCCCGCGCCACCACCAGGUGAGAUGAUUGGAGAACAAUUGUCCCAUCCAGACCCGAAGACGGAGCCUCCCCCUGAGUCCAUUUCCCACAAGAGCCCAUCAGACGAAUCCAAAAACCCUCCCGCUGACAGUGCCGAUGUCUCCAACCCUGCGCCAGAAUCCGGGGCAGUCAAAACCGAUUCAGCCGCGCGAAAUGACACCGAUCUAUCACCAGAAUCCCCAAUCACAAAACGUGAACCAAAAUCCGUUGGUCCUACUGUGUCUCAAUGGUCCCACCAAAAAGCCGUUACCAAAGAUGAUUCAGAUGAUGAGGAAGAGGAGGUCCAAUGGCAGUCCAUGCCAGCCAUUGACGAGUUUGACAUCUACGAUGACCGUGGUCGGCUUGUAGCCAAAGGCACCAAAGAGGAAAAAGAGGAAUCGAAUCCUUACGCCAAUUUGGGAGGCGCCGGAAAAGGAUACACCAGAGUUCAACUAGAUGAAGAUGCCAAAUCAGUCACUAGUCUAGACGACGACACAGACUACUUAUUCCGCAGUGGACCCAAGGCUGAUACCGCCAACCCUGACCACCUUGGAGAUAUUGACGAGGAAGCCGAGCAGCGAGAUGCUUUAACCCAGUUGGAAGCCACAAAAGACCUAUUGACCGAAGGGCAACGGAUAGCCUAUGUCGGCGUCGUCCGCUUGACGAUUCAUAAGAUGUUUCAAGCCCUUGGAGACAUGGAGAAAACCAGAGGCGCCCGAAAAGAGAUUGGAAAGGCCUUAGAAGACAUGGACAAAUGGGGUCAGACAAUGAUGGUCCGACUCUACGCCCAUAUGGACAUCAGUCCAGACGAACAGAUCAUGAUCGAACAGCUCGCCAAUCAUGGUGUCCAGCCAUCAGACUUGAGCGCUCCCCUGAUGCACAAUGCUAAGAUUGUCAAUCCUAUGGCAUCCAAGCAGACUGUAGACCGAACCCGGAAUUCCGGCAACUUCAGAGAUUCCAGGGCUUCACUCGUGUCUUCAAAGACCACGGAUUCUUUGAAAGAAGUCAAAGACGGUGAAGAGGUCCCCGAGGUCCACGGUCCAGCAGACAUGCCCAGCAGCAGUCAAAUUGAAUUGGACAUUAGAUGGACCGUUCUAUGCGAUCUGUUUCUAACAUUAAUUUCUGACAGCGUUUACGAUGCUCGCUCGAGGCGUUUACUAGAAAGGGUCGGCUCGACCCUUGGAAUCAGCUGGAUCCAAAUCUGUCGUUUCGAGAAGCGCGUGAUUGACUCCUUGGAGAUGCAAGAAGAAGAAGUAAAGGAGAAUUGGGACGAGACAGACAACAUGGAGCGAAGAAGGAAACUUGGCCUAAAGAGAAAGUAUAUGGUGAUGGGGCUUGCAACAGUCGGUGGAGGCCUCGUCAUCGGCCUAUCAGCUGGCCUUCUUGCACCCGUCAUCGGGGCCGGUUUGGCAGCUGGCUUCACGACCAUCGGUGUAGGCGGGACGGCAGGCUUUCUUGGUGGCGUCGGUGGUGCAGCUUUGAUCACCUCUGGUGCUACUCUCGCAGGAGGUACCAUUGCAGUUCGAGCCUCCGAUCGCCGCACUGGGCACGUUCAGACAUUUGAAUAUCGACCCCUUCACAACAACAAACGCCUCAACUUGAUUCUGACCGUCGCCGGCUGGAUGAACGGCAAGGUUGAUGAUGUUCGUUUACCUUAUAGUACAGUGGACCCAAUCAUGGGUGACAUCUAUUCCUUACUUUGGGAGCCGGAAAUGCUUCGGUCCAUGGGUGAGACCAUUAAUAUUCUUGCCACAGAGGCAUUGACGCAGACGGUUCAACAAGUCCUGGGCAGUACCCUCCUCGUUGCUCUCAUGGCCUCCAUUCAGAUUCCCAUCAUCUUGACUAAGUUAGCCUACCUGAUUGACAACCCCUGGAGCGUAUCUUUGGAUCGUGCGAACGCGGCGGGUCUAAUCCUGGCGGAUUCUCUUGCCGAUCGACAUCUGGGCCAAAGACCUAUCACUCUAGUGGGUUUCUCAUUGGGCUCUCGAGUCAUUUUUGCGGCGUUGAAAGAGUUGUCCGCUCGAGGAAAGUAUGGUUUGAUCCAAAAUGUCUAUCUAUUUGGCACUCCAGUCGUCUACAAAAAGGACGAGUACCUACGAGCCCGAUCCGUGGUUUCCGGUCGUUUUCUCAACGGCUACGCUUCAAAUGACUGGAUCUUGGGCUAUUUGUUUCGGGCAACGUCGGGAGGCAUCAUGCGUGUCGCUGGACUUGCUCCAGUCGAAGGCAUUCCUGGCAUUGAGAACCUUGAUGUGAGCAAGUUUGUUAACGGCCACAUGGCGUACCGUGCGGCCAUGCCUCGAUUGAUGCGAGAAGUUGGUUGGGAGGUUGAAAGCGACGAGUUCACGGAAAUCGAAGACCCUGACCCAGACAAUCAUGCCGAACGACAACGAGAACUGAUCAAGGAGAUUGACGCGGCACGUAAACAAGCUGAGGAGAAGCCGGAAAAACGACGAUUUGGGUUGUUCAAGCGAGGCAAGCUCGCAGAGAAGCAAGGGUGGGAGACGUACAACAGCAAAGAGAACGGUCACCGGAGAUCAACCAGUCUCACGGCUCCAGACAGUUCCAAUGGCGAAGGCCCAAAUGUCCUGUUCGACAUUGACGCUAUUCGAAAAGAACUUGAGAGCGAGAUGAUCGAAGUCCGAGAGCUGAACAGCACGCUACCUCCGAUGCAAAUCACCUCGUACUCUGAUGGCGAAAAGCAUGUCGAGUACUUACGCCUUCCAUCUGAUAUCAAGGCGGACGAAUUGGCAAGGAUGAACUUACCACCUCGUCCAGAUGAAAUAGAAGUCGGAUUUGCUCCCCCGGCCAGAGCAUCAUCUCUGAGGCCAAUAAGUAGAGCAUACAGCCCGCAACGCACGCCUCAUUUCACGCCAGAAUCAUCUCCAAGGCAUACUCCGCAGCGAUCUCUCAACGCAUCCCCUAUUCCCAACUCCCGAUUCUCGAAAGACUACACAGAAACACAGGGAGCCAGCACAGCCACGAAAGCCAGCCCCUUGCCUCAAAGUCAUUCACCGAAGCUUGAUUCUUGGACUACACCUUAUAAUCCACGCCCCGAUCUCAAUUCGCACGCAACAGAAACACCCCCUUAUGCUUGGGAUCGUCCAAUACCGAAUUCUGGAAACAGCGUUACGCCGUCCUUUGCGGCACUGGACCUCAAUCAUAAUGCUUGGGCAGACGAUGACUACGAUGACUUUGGUCAGAAGAAAGGCAACGUUUCUAUGACAUUUGAAUGAUUAUUGGUGUUUGGCAACAACUGUACAGCGCCGUUGAGAGCCUCAUGCAUAGCGAACUGUUUGCUUUUUACAGAUAUAUGGCGGUAGUUUCUUUACAACAUAUCCA
Exophiala mesophila is the source of this 3924-nucleotide messenger RNA. RefSeq lists its product as uncharacterized. NCBI's taxonomy places the organism in Eukaryota, Fungi, Ascomycota, Eurotiomycetes, Chaetothyriales, Herpotrichiellaceae. The record is from RefSeq and is a predicted model, not a curated record. The coding region runs from base 252 to 3818 and encodes 1188 amino acids. The transcript has a single exon.